AUCUCACGUUGACUCAGAAAAAAAUGGUCGGCAAUGUACUUCCGGAACACGACUGAUGUGAAUAAUGUUAUGAUGACCAAGAAAUAACCAUACUAUUUGUCUCGGUUGGUGCCAUGGAUAGUAUGGAAGACAGUGGAUUUGAUAGCGACCAAAAAUCAAUGCUUAACGGAAGCUCUGAACCACAGAGUACCAAACCUUCCUCUUCAAAGUCAUCAUCCAGUUAUUCAGAUGCCAGGACACAAAGUCAUGCCCACAGAAAAUCUUCACAACUUCAAAAGAAAUUAGAGAGACACAGAGAAAAUGCCAGGAAGGCUAAAGUUAUAAAUCAACAGCCCAGUAAAAACACUUUUAUGAUGCCAAGAAGUCGACUGAUGAUCCCUCCUAAAUCGGAUUCCCAGCCAAGACCACUUGACCAGCAGCCAUUGGUGGCAAUAAUGACAGAUGAUGAGAGCGAUGAUGAUGAUUUUGAGUCACCAAUGCUAUCGCGAGGUGCUAACAAAGACAUUACCCAACAAUUAAUUAAGGAUGGCUACAACCUUGACCUUGAACCUGAUGAUGAGGACCUUGACCUUAUACCUCCACGACCUAUGAAUGAACGAUGUGUGUGUUGUCAGAAUUAUACCGGAACGUGUGCUAUACAAUGACGAAAGUAUAAAACGAAAAUGAAGAAGAAGAUAGUCUGUCAAAAUGACAAAGACAUAUAUUUUUGUUUCACAAAUUGUACAGAUAUAAGAGUCUGAAAAUAGAGAAAGUGUCAUGUAUAUGAAAUGGAGGGAAUAUUGAUUUUUAAUGCGCACUUAAAAGAGGGACAUGUUGUACAGAAGUUUGAUGGAGGAUAACAACAUGAAACUAACAGUAACAUAUGUUUGUGAUUCUUGCUCACUAAUUUUUUGUAUGAUUUUAUCUUUGGCUUGCCUUUAUAGCUUCACUCAGUCCAAAGGGCCGAUGAGAACUUAUGCCAAAUUGUCCAUCAUCUAUAGCUACCAAUAGCUUAAAUAGAAUAUAUAUAAUAAUAUUGUUUUUGUCCCAUAAAAGUUGGCAGAUUUCAGUCCAAGUUAAAGCAUUAAUAACACUAGGCUUGGUUAUACCUGGAACAAGGAUGUUAAGCCCCAUCUAUUAAUCAGUCAAGAAUGAAGCAUUAUAAGGGGGUAGGAUUAAGAAUAUAGGCUUGCAAGGUCGUAGAAUCACCAGGAACCAAGGAGGUUUUACCAAAACUGGCCACUUUUACUUAAUUGUGCUUUUAACAACAUCUGCAGAACAAUCAUUUUAAUUUUAAGUUUGAUGGGUCUGAAAGUAUGGAUACCCUCGAUUGCUUUAAACAGCAGUUUAUUGGGUAAGAUUUGAAUGGGAAGAUAUACACUUACGGACCCAUGAGGUACAAAGCAAAAAACAUUAAUAUAAUUGUAUAUGAAUGCUGUUAGAAUUUUUCUAAAGUGUAUAACAGUAUUGCUGGGCUAACUGAGGAAAGUCACUUUGUAGAAUUAUAUUUGGGGUAAUUAAAAUAAUCAUUUCCACCAGUCUUGGUCAAAAUCGAUACAAAUGUACCCCUCUUUGAGUUUGUACGAGUUUUGUUAUUGCUUGCAUGUGUGUGGGUUGCAAUUGGUUAAGAAUCCAAUGUGAGUGUGCAAUAUAGGUCCCAUGGACCUCUUGUUUUAUAUGGAGCCCAGUGUCUACACGAGCUUCCUUGGUUUGCUUCAUUACGAUCUUAAUUUGCAAGCUCAUUUUGUUAUGAAUCUUGAGAUGUAGAAGAUGUUCCCAAUAGCAGAACUUUAAAACAAAUUCUUUACAUGAUGGUACCCAUUAAAAACCUGGAGCCUGAGUGUAAGUUAAAUGUUGCCGAAAUAAGCCUUGAACCAAUAUACCAAUGAAUCUGGCAUUAAAUAAUACAGUAUUUAUCUUUAGAAUAAAAAUGGUCACCAUUUGUAAUUGUGUUCUUCAUUUUAAAGUUAUUGGAUAAUUAGGUAUUGAGGAAUUGGAAUUGAAGACUGUGCAAUUUUCUUGUAAUAUGUUUGUUAAAAAUAUUCAUUGUCUGCUUGGUUCAAGAUGAAAGAUUGCUUUUUUUAUUGUUCAUGUUUUUAUGCAGACUGGGUUUCCUAGAAAUAACUUCAUGUAACAAUACAGUAUCAGAUCUGAUGAGUGGUUCCAAUUUUUGCAAUUUUGUUUAAACAUAUUUUUUCUUCUGGUUGACCAUUGUACUUUUACUCAUGAAUCUUGAUAGAUGAUCUGGUUUUACAAAUUUAUGUGAAAUUGAAAUCGAAAUCAUUAAUUUAUUCUGAAUGUGUUCACAAUGCUUUUUAGUUGAUUUUGAAACUGCAUUUAGCUCAGGCUUAGUGAAGGUACAAUGUACUUUGAAAAAAAAACUUCCUGUUUCUACAAAAUUUAAUAAUAUACCAUGCUGUAUUUACAAAUUUUGUUAUUGUAGAUAUGUUUUGUUUUCCUGUUUAUAAAAAGUGUUUGUCUAUUGUUAUAUGCAUGUGUUAAUUUUAUAGGUGAUGGUCACUUUAGUUUCAUAUUUUAGAUAUUGAUACAUGUACUACUGGGCAUAUUAGAUAGAUGCAUUUGAACAUAACCACCUGUAAUUAGCUAUACAAUUCUUCAUUCCCAUUGUUAUGAGAAACAAAUGGUUUUCUCAUUCAAGAGUGACAUGAACAUAAAGAUAUGUACUUCAAAACUAAACAUAUUGAGUAUUACUAUAUUGAGGGAGUGGUACAUGUAUUUAUAUGCUGUUAUGAGAACUAUAUUGGAUCGAAUCUAUUGGGAAAUAUCUGAUGAACUCUUACCUCAGUCUUCUGCUGAUAAAGUUAUUCUGUGAGAACUGGUAUAUAUAAAUAUAUAAGACAAAUAUAUAUUCACUGUUCCGAUACAUGUAGAGUUCCUAUACAUACAAAGUAUUUAUUUAAUGCUUUCAGAUAACUAUAUAUAGGACACUGCGUAGAUUAAUUUAAGUACUGUAUUUGGAGACUGUCAAUUGAAUUGUUUGUAUAAUCAAAGAUCACAGUGCCAUGAAAUGGCUCUGGGUGAGGUUGUGGUUGUUUAUAAGUUUUGUAUUCCAUGAAAGGAAGGGGUAAAUAGGUAAUUAAGUAUUAUUGACAAUGAGAAUGGGAUAUGUGGAAGUAAUAUACGAUACUUGUGAGAAUCUGAUACCAAUAUACAUGUGUUAUCUUCUCAUAUACUGUUACAUGUAGUGUACAUUGUCAUUACAGGUACACAUCCCUGUUGUGAUCUCUAUUCCAUUAUAAUUAUGUAUAUCAACUCCUUUUUUUACUUAAGCCUCAUGCUCUGUCGAGUUUAAAAAACUUUAUACAGAUCAGAAAGUCAUUAAGAAUUUGAAUCUGAAUGGAUUGAAAUGUUCACAACAAACAUGGUUUCUCUGAUCAAUGUUUCAAGGUCGACAUCUUGACAAUAUGAAUCAAUAUUUUUGCUGUGUGAUGUAAUGUUCUGUAAUUCUGAUAUCACAAUAAGGGAUAUCAUGUGAGGUAUGAGAUCACAGUAUCUGUAGUGGUCAGGUAGUCAUGGUAACCACUAAAUAUUCUGUAGUCCAUAUAUAUGAGUUGACAUAUGGUCAAAUAAUUUCAAGAAUCAUAACAAUUUUCCAUUUAAUACAGAAAUGUGCAAUGUUUAUGUAUAUAAUCAUUAAUGUAUACUAUUAAGUAAUUCUACUAAAACAGGUAAUGUUUAGAUAGUCCCAGAAGAGUUUUACAUAUGUCUACUCAGUAUACCAAUCUGUAUCCAUUUCUUGCUCAACGUAAACUGCUUCAUGUGCAAUAUAUCUGCUGUUUCGUUAGUACAGCAAGCUUGAUGUUUGUAGGGUAUAUAUACAUGUAUGUCUAUCACUGUUAAUCGGCACGUAUCAUAUUGGGGAUACAAUCAUUACUCGGCACCAUACACACUAAACCACAGAAGCAUUAGUAUCGUAAACACAAAACCUGAGUUUAUUGGAACAUGUUAAGAUUUGUGAAUAUUUGUAAUUUAAUUUAUCGUGUUUCAUUGACAGUGAUACUUAAAAAAAAAGCACAAUCAUCUUUUCAUAUCUAGUGAAGCUUAUUCUAAUUUCUCCAACAAUUUGCACAUGGUUAGGUGUGGUUGAUGACAGUUGGGAUCUGUGGUAGUUCUGUUGUGCGUGUUACAGGUACUUUGUAUUUGGGUACCUGUUUGUAUUGUGUUUAAUGAAAUCCUUGUGAAAAUCAAUCUUGCAUCAUAAAACUUUAAUUUCCAUCUGUUUAGUUUGACUUGAGUUUAAUGAUUUACAAUAGGAAUACAUGUAUUAGGGAUAUUUCAUUAAAGGGGCAUUACUUCGUUUGAAUAAAGUUUAGAUCAUCAAAAUUGAACUCUCAAGAUAAACCAAAGUUCUUUGAGUAUUAAGUCCUGAAAUUCUUAAUUCGACCCGAAGUAUCACUAACUACCGCAAAGACAUACAGUAUUUGUAUAUGACAUGCCUUUUUUCUGUACAUUCUGGUGUUGAUUUCAUUACAUGUAGGCACAAACACUCAUAUAAUCAUCAUUCGGACAUAGAUUUCAUCAAUAGAAAUUGUGCAUGUUUCUGAUGUUGGAACGAAGGAAUGCCCCUUUAAAUAUUAGUCUUCUUUUAUGCUUUGAAUAAGGAAGGUGUUUUAUGUUAUAUUUUAAACUUGUCUAUUAAGGGGAGAUAACUAGUAAGUUAAAGCUAAUACCACUAUCAAUGUCUUCAGGGUUAUUUUUCGUGUGUUGUCCCGAUAUCAUGGGACAGUUCUGAAAAUUAAAAUUCAUGAUCACUUUGCGCAUCAAAUACCAAUAUUGAUAAUACAGUUUAUUAUACUGUAGUAAAUUAAAACUUUGCAUUUGCUUUGAAUUAAAGAUUUAGUGAAAUAUUGAAUUAGUGAUUUAGUGAAAUAUUAAAUUAGUGAUUUAGUGAAUUAUUGAAUUAGCAUAGAAGUGAAAAUCAUUGCAAUUUAUACUUUGUACUAUUGUUCUUUUGACAUUUAAAUUUACUCAUUGAAUUGUUAGAUAUUGAAUUUGAAUAUAAAUUGAUAUUUUUUUUAUAUUUUUGUUAGGAAGUAGAGUAACCCACAAGGAUUUGACAUAAAUUCCCAACCGACAGUCCAUAUAUACAUAUAUGUAUAUUAGUUACACAUAAUACAUAUAUGGACCGAGUGUUUGGAAUUUGUGCCAUGCCCCUGUUGAUCAAACUGAAAACAAUUUAAAGAAUGAAAAUAAGUAUAUUAGUAUAAGAUUUUACUGUUAUAUUAAUACUCAUUAGCUCUAGGCAUAAAUCAUGAUAUCACUUUAAAAUUGGAGUAUGUGGAGGCUUGCACUAUUUCUGUGGAGAAAGAAUGAGUACAAUAGGUAUUUGUUUUAUUUGUAAGUUACAUUUCAUUUUAAUUACAGUUACUAUGGUACAGCCAUAUACAAGCUGGUUCAUUUGUUCAGUCUUCCAGGACAAGAGAUUGUUUUUCUCCAGUUUAUUUUGGAUCACCUUUAGUGCGUUACUGCUACAUCGGUAGGCAUUCACAGUAGAAUUAUGUGCUCAAUUAUAGUGUGCUUAACAUUACGUGUAUAUUUUUUAUUAAUCAUGGAUGAUUUGUACUUAGGAGGUAUAUUUUUCAUUAAGAAAUUUUUGUCGGAUAAAAUUCGCUUCUUUUCACUUUCACCAAAUGAUGGUUUUUCUCUGCAAAAGUAACCACAUCCUAGAAAUUCUAAGGGUAGCUUUCACUUAUAAUCUCUGCACAUCAAGAUAAGCUUCCUCAUAAUAAUGACCUUGAUUUCACAGCCAUCAGGUAUGUUAAAAAGUUCAAUGAUCUUCUAUUCAAGUUCCAGAAGAUCCAUAUGCCUUAUAUUUUGCCAGCAGAUUUAGCAAACAAAUGACCUUGGCCUUUAUAUUAUGUAACUCUUAGAUGACUUGGAAAUGCUUUGUAAUUUUCGCAAGAAAUAUAAAAAAUCUUCAACAAAAUUCAUAGAAUUAUUAUCAAGACAAUUUUGUCAGCAAGGUUGAUGUUUCCAAAAGAUUUAUGAAACUGUACUAGAAUUGUAAUUCCUAUUUCUUAUUGUGAUAUUAACCAUUGUUAAUCCAAAUGCAAGUUCACAUAUUCUAAUAAAUGCAACCUAAUGUCAAGCAAGCCUACACUUCUCCACUAGUACUGUAUACAUUAUGGCUGUAUGCAUGAUAUGGAUGUUAUACAAAGUGUUUUGCCAGCUGAAUUGUUUGGCAUUCUACAUGUAGUUUAAAUUGUUAUAUCAAUCAAAGUGUAAGCAACUUAGAUUUAUUCAAUUAGACUUGAAAGUUGCAAAUUGUACUUAUUAAUAAAUCGUUCAUUUUUUUAUUUUUUUUAUUUUGACAACUAUUUAGAAGGGCCUCUUUUUCUCACUCUUGAACAGCUGAUCUGAAUUUGUGAUGUUAUGUUUUGAGGCAGAGGCAAGUAAUCUAUCAAAUUUAAAAAAAAAACUGGAAAUGGCCCUAAAUUAUUGUUUACAGCUUUGAUUUUGAGCAAUUAUAUUUUUGUUAUUUCUUCGAAAAUUAUUUAGUUUUAUGUAUUUUUAUGUUGAAUUUUUUCAGUUAUUGAUAUCAGUAGUUGGAAAUUUACACAACUUCAUUAUGAAAACAUGUUAGUAUGACGUACUGGACAUUAGAUCUGAAGACUGUUAUGGUUUUGGUCAAUCUAAUUAAAAUUAGACUUGUAAUUUCCACUUCUCUAAUAUACGUUAUAUAUACUGUGAUAUAACACAAUGGGAAUGGCAUAUCUAAUUUAAGUUUGGGUGUGUUGGUAUAAUUCUGUGUAUGCUUGAAAAGAUGUAGAAAGUCUGUACAGUGUAGAGAGUUCAGAUGAAAUUCUUUUAAGAUGCAAUUGAGUAUUUCAUCUUCUUUUAAAUAACAUUAUCAUCUAAACAUCUAUUUUUUUCUGUUUUCAUUAUUCACUAAACAAUAUAUAACAAGUUUCUUAAGAGAUAAAGGUCAGUGCUAAAUCAAAUUUUCAGUGUUCUUUCUCCGAAUUCUGAUAAAAUUGUUCAGUUUAACAUAGUAAUUUGAGGGAUGUGUUUUUCACUUAAUUGUGAGAUUCUGGUUGGUUUAAAUGAGGAAUUUAAUGGUUAUAUUUAAAACAAGUAAAUAUUGACAUUGUUCAUGUGUAAGUGUAAAAUACAUCGUAAAACAGCAGUCAGAUAAUCACAGUUUUCAAUCACUUUUACUUUUCAGACAGAUACAUAAGAAUAAGUGGAAAGUUUUCGAGAGCUGGUAUCCAGUGCUGUAUUUGAUUUUUGUUUUUUCGUUCAUUUAUUGUGUUGUCCCAGGUUACGCAGGUUUAUUCCUAUAUACGUAUCACCAUUGUUUUAUGUUUUCUAGUUUUUAUGUUUCAUUCAUGAUGGUUUUUUCUAUUUUUUUCCUUUAUUUAUGUUUAUUUUGUUUUUAUAUCAAUUUUAUGUCCAAUGAUAAUUCAAUCUGCUAUCAUCAAGAUUUAAAGCAUUAGUAUAGGUAUUUUUACUGAAAGUUCUUUCAAGUGAUGAUUGAGUUCAUAAAUCAAAAGGGAAGGCUUUGUAGCUGUUAAUAGGAAAGUUGGCAUGCCUUGUAUUGUGUAUCUCUCAUUGUAUUGUGUAUUUCUCAAUUGCUGCUUCUGAAAUAAGUCAAUGAAUUCUAAGAAACCAAGACAUUUGUUAAAAAAUAAAAUACAUGUACAAGCUAAAGUAUUAUGUUAGUACAAGGAAACUUUAUAUUUUUUCGAUAUUUAUUUUCAUGUAGAAGUAGAAUAGUAUAAUAUGGCUUUUGUUUUGUUCCUCCCCUAGUAAUGCAUUCCUUAUUUGUUUUAUUCUCUAUUUCUAUUAGGUCUAUAGAUUUAGAUGAUGUGUCUUGUUAGACGCAUUUUUAAGAUUAUGUUUGUAAUAGUUCCUGUUGUAAUCCCUACAAAUGGUGUUAUAUUUGGCUUAGUCCGAAUGAUUCUGACUAUCGGUCCGCUUUAUCUGCCCCUAGUAGUAUAUUAAAGCAGAUAAGUAGUCAGAAUCAUGCGAACUGUAUUUCAACAUGACUAGUUUCUCUGCAAUAUUAGUUCAGUUCCAAUUCUAGUUGUAUUUCAUACCAUUGACUAACAUUUUGAUAUUUUCUCAACCUUAACACACACCGUUUGUCUCCGCAUUUUCAGCUUUUACAAUUAAUGGCUGUAUGGCUGUCUGAACAGCAGCCAUACUUGUUUUUGUGCUUCCCACCCCUGGCUGUUAACUAGGCGAUAAACCCAGUAAACAAACAAUCCCUUAUAUGUCAAAUUAGCUACAUACCAUGACAGGUGAUAUUGGUCGAUAGAAUGAUACUUUUGGCCCUUAACACAUGAGGGCAAUUCCAGUAAAAUACAUAUCCAUAUUCAGGUUAUAAUGAUAGUGUUUGAAUUAAGAUAUAAAUCUAAAGGUCCUUGUAGGACGAAUCAGGAGCCCUCCCAUUGGUUAGAUAGCCCUGAUUAGUUUAGAAGAAUUUAAACUUUUAUAUGAAACACCAUAACAUUUAAGUGAAUGAAAGAAAUCUUAAUUAAAACCUGAAAAAAAAGUACUUGCAUGGUAUGGUAGACUUUCGUUAUUCAUUGAAGGUAAUAUAUGUAGGAAAAGAGGCGUCAACAUUAUAUAAUGAUAAGGAUAAUGGGGUUUUUUUAACGAAUGUUUUUCCACAUUGGAAGAUGUUUGUGAAGCAAUGAUUUAUCCUGAAUGGUAGGUAUAUGUUUUAGGGUGCGUGAUGUUUCAUCCUUUAUAGUGGGUAGAUAUUUUGGGAUGCCAGAUAUUUGCUGUAUUUUAUGAUGGGUAGAUAUUUUGGGAUGCCAGAUAUUUGCUGUAUUUUAUGGUGGGUAGAUAUUUUGGGAUGCCAGAUAUUUGCUGUAUUUUAUGGUGUUAUGUUAGUCACAUUCCAGAGUGCCUAGCAUUCUCCCUUUCUGCCAUGUAUAAUCUGUGAUUUAUCUCAUGCGAUGUUGCCCAAUUUGAUUUGCAAAUGUAACGGUGAUAUUAUUAUUAUUUGCCACGAUCUAAUAAAGGUAAUUCAAACUGA
This is a messenger RNA of Pecten maximus, 8986 nucleotides long. RefSeq names its product protein FAM219A-like. The record is from RefSeq and is a predicted model, not a curated record. The transcript has 5 exons. The coding region runs from base 114 to 644 and encodes 176 amino acids. NCBI's taxonomy places the organism in Eukaryota, Metazoa, Mollusca, Bivalvia, Pectinida, Pectinidae.